Messenger RNA from Eptesicus fuscus (big brown bat), 5653 nucleotides. RefSeq names its product C2 calcium dependent domain containing 6 (gene CATSPERT). The coding region runs from base 259 to 5403 and encodes 1714 amino acids. Lineage: Eukaryota; Metazoa; Chordata; Mammalia; Chiroptera; Vespertilionidae. The record is from RefSeq and is a predicted model, not a curated record. The transcript has 18 exons.
CCCGCCCUGGGAGGAUGGACGGAUGGAUUUCCCCAACAGAUGCCUGAGGUUUCCAACGCAGCCGCAGCCGACGACCACGCGGGCGGGUCCACUCCCUGUUCAGAGCCCCCGCACUUCAGAGGAGCCCCCCAAGCUCCCUGGACACUCGCCCAUCAGAGGGUCGGCGUUUUCCCCGGGCCGUCCCUUCCAGGAGUAAGGCAAGACCAUUAAUCUCUCCGAGGACCAGGCCAAGCGGGCCCUGGGCACCGGCGGCCCAACAUGCAGAGGAAAACUUUUACAGGGUCUGAAAGUAAAGAAGCAAAAAUAACACCUAAACCAGAAAAUUUGGUGCCAUUUGGGGAUGUGGUUGGCUGUCUGGCUAUUCAUGUAAAGAACUGCAGUCAUUUUACACCUAAGAUCGAUUUACAGCAUGACAAUUUUUGCAUUCGUAUCUCUAUAAACAACAUUGUGAAAUUUACAAAAAUGUGUAGCUUGCUACCCCAAAAUAUACCAUUUAUGAAUAAUGAAAGGAAAAUGAUGAUUAAGUUUGAUGAAGUGAAGUAUUUUUCUGUACAGGUUCCCAGACGUCAAAAUGAUGCCCGGAAUAAAAUUUACUUGGAUCUAGUGCUAUAUGAUAAUAAAGAAAAACAUAUUUUGUUAGGGCGUGUUCAGGUACACCUUUAUGAAGUAAUUCAGAAAGGGUGCUUUACUGAAGAAUUUCAAAUGAUGAAUGAAAACACAUUUGUCUGCAGGAUGGAGGUGGACUUUAUGUUCUCCUAUGGAAACUUUGGUUAUGGAUUUUCACAUCAGUUAAAACCUCUUCAGAAAAUUGUUGAGCCACCUAUGUUUAUGAAUAUUGCACCGCCUCCGGAAAGAACAGACCCUGUGACAAAUGUUAUUAUACCACAGUCAAUAGAAUAUCCAGCAUUCUUAUCCCCAGACCUCAAAGUUACUGUUGGGAUGCCACCUCCCGUAGCCCAACCCAACCAGCCCACUGCAGUGCGACUUGAAAAACUUCAGCAACAACCUCGGGAAAGGCUGGAAAAAAUGAAAAAAGAAUAUAGAGAUCUGCCUACAUGGAAAGAAAAAGCUACAUAUUUAGAAGGAAUUCUUAACCCUAAAUUGGAACCUAAUAAACUUAAGGGAAGUAAUACCUAUGAGGUACCUGAAAGCCAAUUUGAAAAGAAGCCUGAAGAUACUGUAACAUCAGAUAUCUCUUAUAGAAAUAAGGAAGUUGAAACUAUUCCAACUGAGUUACUGGGUAAUGAUGAUAAGAAAGGCCAGACUCUACCAACUUUGAACCGGCAGGAUAGAGAUCAUCCAAAGGAGUCUGCUCCUAAAAGGGAUGAACCAGCAAAACAAAGAGCUGCUCCAGAGUUCACUAUUCCUAACCUGACAAUAACCGAAGGGAACAAAAUGGUACCUUUAGAGGAAUACCAAUAUGAAGCUCCAACAGACAGAAAACUGCAUAAUAAAUCCUCUCAACCGGAAGAAAAAGUAUUAGCUAAACAUCCAAGCAUUUUAAAACCAGAGACAUCUGCAUCAGAGAGUUCAUAUUGUUCAUUUAACACGCUGGAUGAAUAUGUAAAGCUCCCUGGUUUUAUACAUGAGUUAAUGCAAGAUAAGAACUGCGGAUGGCUAAAUACAAAUAAAAAAGGAAAAACAGUGGCUUUUUUUCAAAAACAAUACAUGGUAGCAUCUUUGAGACCAGAACAUUCAGAACCCAAACCAAAAUAUCAGAAUUUCAACACCAAGGACGAUUUUGAUCCUUUUCUAAGGCUUACAAACAACAAAAUACCAGCCAGUAAAAGGAACAAUGAAGAUAUGUCUAAAUAUAGAAACACUUUAAGUACAGAGGUUAUAGAACACGAGGACCAAGAUCCUCCUGACCCAACACAUUCCAAACCUUCAAGCCCUACUGAUACAAACCAGCCCAGUGGUCUUGAUAGCAGCAUUGUAGACACUAAGACUGUAGACACUAAGAAAGAGUUAGCCCCUGAUCCUGAUACCAUCACAAAACAGACUGUAAGCAGUAAGAAUAAUUUAGACUGUGAUCCUACCAUCACCACAAUAAAGAGUUUAGAUAUUAAGAAUCAGUUGAAGGAAAGACUACCAAAUACAUCUUUGCCAAACUUUAAAAGAGAAUCAUCACCGACUGAAAGUGUAGAUGUACAUAGAGGUCGCCUCUCAAAAUCAUUAAGUUUUACUGACCUCCUACACAACUUACAGCAAUCUGUGGUGCUCAGCCCACGUUUAAGUAAAAAUCUUGAAGACCUUUUAGAUAAAAUAUUUUCUAAAUCAAACAUUCCUAAUGACACUGAAGCAGGAGAGAAAAGCCAUAAUUCUCCACUUCCACUUGUUCAUGAUAAACCACCAAGAAGUUUGGAAGAUAAAAUACUUGAAAAAAUCCAAGAUUUAAAUAACUGGCUUUCAAAAGGAGACAUUUUGAAUUCAGAGUCUCCUGUAAAUCCAAAAAUUAAAGAUAUUCCUGGAGUUUCAUUGUCAGAAGAUGGGCCAGGAAAUUCUCUAGAGGUGGAAAGGGACCUUGUCUCUGAAAACCACUUGAAGGACGGUGAGAUAGCUUUUCCAAUUAAAAAAAAAAGUAGUGUCAAAAAGAAACAUUUAGAAAGUGAAGUGUCGAGCGCCGAACCAGAUUUCAAUAGCAUCGCACAUGAUUACAUUAUAAAGCAGAUAUUCACUGCCCCAUUCCUCUCCAAGUUGGCGAUGGGAGUGGAAGAAUUGAGUGAGACACAGCUGAGCUGGCAGAAUCAAUUACCCACAUCUUGGGAGAGUUUAUAUUCAAAUAUUCCAGGUCACUAUGAAGAAAGCGAUGAUGGGGAAGAAUUGCCAGAGGCCAGAUCUGUUGCAAGCCAGAUAGUGCAAGCAUUUCCUGUAGAUACUCUUUUAGGAUCUGGGAUCAUCAAAGUGGUAGAAUUAGAUGAUGGAGGCCAGAAGAGUUCUUUGCUGCACACAGAAUCAGCCUUUGCUGGAGAAAAGCCAAAGGACUCCACAGACGAUUAUUCAGAAAUCAAGAGCAAAACAGAUUUUCUUGCAAAGCAGAAUAUACCCAUCAUUCCCAAAGAAACCACUUCUUUUUUGAAUAGAGCCACGUUUAUAGACAAAAGCCAAAAUACAUCCACACAAGAUACAAAAUAUCAGUCAACACCAGAUGAAAAAACAGAUUUGCCAAGUAAUCGUCAGAGGCUUGAUAGAGAAGAAAAUGAUCUAAAUUCUACCUUAGAAAAUUUAAAUAACUUGUUAAUGGGUAAACUUAAUGAGCCAGAUGUAAUAAAGUUAAAAUCCUUUUUCAAAAACAUAUUUAAUGUUUUUUUAAAACAUAAUCAGUCUGAAAAGAGAAGACAACCAGAAAAAGAAUUAGAGAAACUAAUCCAACAUCCUUUUCUAAAUAAUGCAGAAGACCUUGAAGAAAUCAAAGAGAAUUUUGAGGAAGCAGACAAAUUAGAGAGAAAACCUAAUUUGAAUCCAAAGCUGCGUGUAUUUCUAGAAACACUCUCAGAGUCAGAAAUUAAAAAAUUUAAAUCUGAGUUAAGCAGACAUAUCCAGCAUUACCUUAUAGAAAGACUUUCAGAAUCAGGACAUAUCACCAAAGAGGAUUUACCUAAAAUCUAUCAAAAUCUGUAUUUGAUGAAUGAGAAAACAGAACCAAAAGGGCAAAAUGUUUCUCUGGAGAAAUCUUCAGAAAUUGUAAAAGAAACAAUGUCUUUUGUAGAUAAUUUUAAUCAUCAUUUCAUAGAUAAACAUUUGGAAAUAAGGCUGAGAUCCUUUUUAAACGAAAUUCUGCAAAACUAUUUCCAAAAAAACCUUUCGGAAAGCAGUUUAUUUAAAGAGACAGAAACUGAACCUAUGCACUCAAACAUAUCUUCUCUAAAUUCUAAAAGUUCUUCAGUAUCUUUUCAUGAGUUAGGACAAGACAUUUCAAAGGGGGAUUUUGGUAGAAGGCUUGAAAUAAACAUGAAAUAUCCUGUAGAUAAAUCUCUGCAAAACUAUCUUGUAGCUUUAUCAGAAAAUGAACUAUUAAGUCUAAAAGAUGAUUUAAGUAAAUACCUCCAGAUACUUUUUAUAGAUAAACUUUCAAAAUCUGGACUAAUCACUGAAAGGCAAUUAAAGGGAAUCAGCAACCAUAUAAAUUUGAUUAAUUCUAGUUUCACACCAUUUAAAUGUAUAAAGCCAGAUUUAUCUUUCAGAGAUGAAAAUAAAUUUAUGCGUGAGCAUUCAGAAAAGCAAGAUAAAUAUCCAAAAGUUAUUCAUAAAGCUACUUUACAAAAGUCUCCUGAGGAUAGAGUUGUAGAAACAGAAUUGACCAGGAAGGAGGAAAAGGAGUAUUUUCCCUUACAGAAUAUUAAAGGAAAUCCAGCAAUCAUUAGAGAACAGAAAACACUGGCUUUAAUUAAAGUACAACCUUCUUCCAACAAAAAUACCCAAGCAAUUCCAUCCAAGAAGUCAUCAGAAAGACCUACAGAUAUAGUGCUUAAGAAACAAAGGAAAGCACACGGUUUCAUGCAGCUUUCUGAAGCAGAAACUUUUGAUUUCAAAACAGAGAUUCAAAAUCCACACAGUUGGAAUGGUAAAUCAGAAAUAACUCAAUCAAACACUUGCUUUGAAAGCACACUAAAAAUGAAGUCCCUUGAAAAAAAGGAGCAGAAUAUCUAUAAAUUGAUGGUACAGGAAAGACAUGAAGUAUUGUUGCCACCGAACCCUAGGAUUCCUUAUUGCAAAAUGCCAAGUGAAGAUGAAGAAUACAUGGGUAAACUCACGUCUCCUCCCAGGGAGAGUAACACUUUAACUCAUUUCAGUUCGGAGGCUGGGAACAACCAUUGUCAGAGACUGAAAGGAUAUAAUAACAAUAAUAAAAAAGAACAUUUAGAAACACUUGCACAUUAUGAAAAAGAAAUACAAAGUCUUUAUCUAAAACCAAGUGAAAUUUUCAAUGAAAACUGUGCUAAGGUCCUUGAAUUGGUUAAAUAUAAAGUUGUGGAAGCUGAGAAAAACUCAAAACCAUCCCUCUUCCCAGAAGUAUUAAAGAAAGAAAAUCUAAAGCCCAAGGUCCGAAAAGAAAGAGAUCGUGUCAACCAACAAACGAAGUCACCUAAGACAGUCAAGAUACUGGCAACCACGCCGCCUGCCAGGAGAAGGCCAAGGAAAUCUGUCCCAAGGGCAUUGCUUCAUUGGACUGCAAGAAGAACUAUACACGAUUGUUCGGAUAGAUUUGAGGAUUUUCCUAUGACCUCAUUUCAGCAUCUUGAAAAAGCGAAAUCAAGAGCAAAGCUUUUAGAAAAGAAGCCAGAGGAGAGCCACGAUCGGUUAAAACACGCCAGACCGUGUACUGCUCCGGGGGUUAACAAGCAUCGAGAGAGCUACACUGGGAAGUUUACAAGUUUCAGCAGGCUUAGCUCAUUGAAAUGAUACCGUCCCACGUUAUGAAAUCCGUAAAACACAGCCAAAAAUUUUUGAAAGAAAAUGCUGAAAAUGUUUGCUCACUUGUAAUAUUAUCCAAUUGUUAAAUAGCUCAGAAUGAUAUGUGAGGCCAACAGUCAGAAUAUCAUUUCUCCAAUUAACAAAAUGGUUUGGAGAUCUGUCCUUUUCUGUGAUAGAAGUCAGCAACCAAAUUUCAUCUUGUUAGAACCAUUUUGUUUUAAUUAAAAUGUAAAAGAAA